Messenger RNA from Durusdinium trenchii, 933 nucleotides. The record is from the annotation of a GenBank genome assembly. NCBI's taxonomy places the organism in Eukaryota, Dinophyceae, Suessiales, Symbiodiniaceae.
AUGUUCAAGUUCCCACAGCCUUCGGAAGAGGAGAAGGCGAGCCCUGCCAGCGUGAGCCCCACGAGGACUGCAACCGAUGCACAGGGAGCACUGGCCGAACAUAUGCCCUGCCCUGGACUAGUGACGGUGCUACAUCAUGAACAGGAGUUAGAUCGCAUCCUGGAAACCUUGGGCAGCAGGUGGGUGGUCUUGGAGCUUUUGGCCUCUUGGUCCGCCGCCUGUGCAGCCAUCCGCAGCGACUUCGAGGUCUUGGCCAAAGCGUAUCCGACCUGGAUUUUUCUUCGCGCCGAUAUCUUGCAGUUGCCAGGGUUGGCGAGACGGUGGUCCUGCACGUGGGAGCCUUUGAAGACCGAUCCGGAAGAGGACCUUCCAGCCAUUUGCCGCGCUUCAGCGACCCGCCCGACCACGCUUCGCGACCGCUUUCGGUACUUUGUGGUUGGCUCUGCCUUGUCUUUCCUGGUGGGGCGAAGACCAGGGACACUGCCCGAGGACCUCGUCGGAGAGUUGGCCAUGCCAUGCGUGGUCUUGGCGUUUUGGGUGAUUACAUACAGCUUGCUGGAUGUGAUGGCAGUUGGUCAAGCCAAGCACAAGCACAACAUGGUGACCAAGACGUACAAAGACCUCCCUGGCACCGAGCCCGAAGAAGUGUACUUGGCGCAGAGAGCGCAAACAAAUCAAGUGGAACAGAUGGCUUCCUUCUUUGUGUCCACGUUGAUGUUCAGCGUCCUGGUGAAUGGGCGUAUCGGAGGGCUCCUCUCCUUGAUCUACCUGGUUUUAAGGCAGUUCUACGCCAUGACCUAUCGGGCUGCUGUGGGCAUUUCCAUCGAAGACUCUGGCCUUACGAAGUAUACGAUCCCUUGUUACUUCCUCCUCAAUGGCAUGGCUGCCGCCGUGGUGGUCCAUAUGACCCGUUACGCCUUGACAAUUGCCUGA